CCUUCCAAGAAAGGACUGACCCAAACCAUGCAUGCACACUGCCUGCACACGUCUUUGAAUUUGAAAAUCGUCUCCUCCAUCUCGAUCUCACGUCGAUCGUAUACUACUAUAAAAUACUCCAUUUUGUCAAAGAUAGCUUCCCACUCUCCCCAGCAUCGAUCCGCCAUUGCUCUCUCUCUCUUCAGCUCACCACCAUUGCAACAGCUAGAAGAAGAAGGCCCUUGGUUGCUUGAGCAAUUGCUUAUAGUAUAGCUAGCUCUAAUGGAGGAGGUGGAGGUUCCGUCCUACUUCGUGUGCCCCAUCACGCUGGACGUCAUGCGCGACCCCGUCACGCUCCCCACCGGCAUCACCUACGACCGCCACGCCAUCCACCGCUGGCUCCGCCUCGCCGCCUCCUGCCCGCUCACCAAGCUGCCGGUCGCGCCGGACUGCGAGCCCACGCCCAACCACACGCUCAGCCGCCUCAUCCGCUCCUGGUGCGCCCUCCACCGCCCUGACGACGCCGUCGACCAUACGACGCAGUCGGCCCCCGCCGACCGCGCCCAUCUCGCCACGCUGGUGUCAUGGCUCGCCGACAUCAAGAACAAGCCUAGAUCGUCGCAAGAGGCACUUGCGGCGCUGCGCGAGCUCAGGGACGUGGCGGUGGAGGGCGAGCGAGGCAGGGAACUCGUCGCCGCGCUCCCAGGCGCGCCGGACGCCCUGCUUCAGGUCUUCGUCGCGUCGGCUACGUGCGCGCCGGAGAACGCCGCCGCGGCACUCGACGUCGUCUCCUCGCUCCGGCUCCCGGAGCGGUUCCUGGCGCGCGCCAUCGAACGGGAUGGCGCGGCGCUGGUCGGCGCGCUCGUCUACACGCUGCAUGAACACUCCGGCUCCGGCUCCGACGCCGCGUCCCGGGCACGCGCGGCCGUGCUCCUGGCGGACGUGACGGCGUGCAUGGCGCCGAGCAGGGCGGCGUCGCUCCCGGAGCAGGUGUUCGUCGAGACUGUGCGGCUGCUCCGCGGCGACGACACCAUGGGCGCCUCGGCAUCGAUGGCGACCAAGGCAGCGCUGCGGGUGCUUGCAGGCGCGACCGCCCACGGGCGGAACCGAGUGAAGGCCGCGGAGGCCGGCGCAGUGGCGGCGCUCGUGGACUUGCUACUCCUCGUGAACAGGGAUCGCCGGCGUGCGUGGUGCGAGCUGGCGCUGUGCGCGCUGAACCGGCUGUGCGGGUGCGCGGAGGGCCGCGCAGCGCUGGUGGCGCACGGAGCCGGCGUGGCAGCCGUGGGGGCCUGGGUGGCCGGGACGUCGAUGGCGGCUAGCGCGAAAGCGGUGCGAGUGCUCCGAUCAAUCGCCCGGCACGCGGCGACGGGCGCGGUGGUGCAGGAGAUGGCGGCGACGGGCGCGGUGGGGAAGCUGUGCGUGGUGGCGGCGUCGGCGCGGGAGGAGGGGCGGCAGUGGUGCGACGAGAGGACGAGGGAGCGGGCGAGGGAGACGCUCCGGCUGCACGCCAGGGCGUGGCUGAGCUCGCCGUGCUUGCAUCCUACCCUCCAGGCCCUCUACCCUUGCUAAUUGCUACACUCUUCUUUUAUAGCUAGAUGAAACUAAUUGGCAGUGUAAUUGUAAUGUUUAUAACAUGCUAAUUGCACGCGUAGCAGCUUUGCAUGGAUAUUUUGUGAUGCCAACUUCAGUUAAGAUG
Molecule: messenger RNA, 1675 nt
Organism: Hordeum vulgare subsp. vulgare (domesticated barley)
Lineage: Eukaryota; Viridiplantae; Streptophyta; Magnoliopsida; Poales; Poaceae
Product: E3 ubiquitin-protein ligase PUB23-like
Exons: 1
Coding region: 262-1548 (428 amino acids)
Biological process (GO): protein ubiquitination
Molecular function (GO): ubiquitin protein ligase activity
Source: RefSeq, a predicted model, not a curated record